Molecule: messenger RNA, 786 nt
Organism: Thamnophis elegans (Western terrestrial garter snake)
Lineage: Eukaryota; Metazoa; Chordata; Lepidosauria; Squamata; Natricidae
Gene: APOM
Product: apolipoprotein M
Exons: 7
Coding region: 93-644 (183 amino acids)
Biological process (GO): high-density lipoprotein particle remodeling; cholesterol efflux; high-density lipoprotein particle assembly
Cellular component (GO): very-low-density lipoprotein particle; high-density lipoprotein particle; low-density lipoprotein particle
Molecular function (GO): lipid carrier activity; phospholipid binding
Source: RefSeq, a predicted model, not a curated record
UAAACAUUUAACAAGCUGAGGGCAAAGGUGAACGGUACAAGAUGUUCCCCCAGAGAGCGAUUCUCAGAGCAAGCCACCAAUAGCUCCAAGCAAUGGAGGGACUAUGGACUUACCUGCUCUACCUCUAUGGACUCUUUCUGGAUGCCGUGUUCCUAUGUGAGAAUCCAGUGAAGCUGCACGCUAAUGAACUGAACCGGGACCAGUAUCUUGGCAGGUGGCUUUUCAUCGCGGCGGCAUCCUCAUCCUCGUCGUCGCUGGAGAAAUUUGCCUACGUUGACAGCACCCUGUUUAGUAUGAAUCAGAGCGAGACCCCAGAGCGGUUGCAACUACAGGCUGCCAUCCGACUGAAAUCCGGCCAGUGCAUUCCCAAAUCGUGGAAUUAUUUGCUUAUGGAAGAAAGUGCUGAUCUGGCUACCGAAGGCCGGCCUCACAUGAGGACAGAAUUGUUCUCUGCCAAAUGUCCCAAUACCAUUGUUGUCCAGGAGACUGAUCAGGAUUACCAAAGGAUCCUUUUCUACUCCCGGAUCCUCCAUCCUGAAGAACACUGCCUUGCUGAUUUCUGGAACAAAGCUGCUUGCCUUGAUAUGAACGAACUCCUCCUUAUACCCAGAACUCAAGAUGCCUGUGAAUUCCAGGAAACUUGACCUCUAAUUUUUCAGUAAGAAUAUAAGUUUUCACAUCCAGCUCAGCAGGAAUGAAUUACCCCCUUGAAGCUGACUGUGACUCAUCUGCUUGGAGAAGCAAUUGCUUGUAGUUUUAAAUAAAAUGUAUUUUCUAACGAGAAAA